Molecule: messenger RNA, 1890 nt
Organism: Empidonax traillii (willow flycatcher)
Lineage: Eukaryota; Metazoa; Chordata; Aves; Passeriformes; Tyrannidae
Gene: TSPEAR
Product: thrombospondin type laminin G domain and EAR repeats
Exons: 10
Coding region: 74-1762 (562 amino acids)
Biological process (GO): signal transduction
Source: RefSeq, a predicted model, not a curated record
CAGCCCCGCAGCCCGCGGCAGGCAGGCGUGAGACCGUGCCCUCCCGCAGAGGAACGAGUACAUCUUCACGCUGAUGGCGGAGGAGAGCCCCGGCGUACUGGUGGGGCUGCGCUACGCCCCCGGCAAGCUCCACUUCCUCUUCUGGAGCCAGGAGCGCGCCGGCGGAUGGCAGACCCGCGUCACCUUCCCCAACGUCUCCCUCUCCGACGGCCAGUGGCACACGCUCGUCCUGGCUGUCUCCGGCCAGUCCUUCUCGCUGACGGUGGACUGCAGCAUCCCCAAGGAUGUGGUGUUGGAGACGCCGUUUCCUGCCUCGCUGUCGGUGAGGAGAGCCAGCUUCUACCUUGGCAACAGGCGGAGAAGGAAAGGCGUGUUCACGGGUUUGCUGAGACAGCUUGUCCUGCUGCCAGGAGCCGAUGCCACCCCUCGGAUAUGCACCACCAUGAACUUCAAAGUAGCAAUGCUCUCUGUCCCUGCUAUCCUCCAGGAUGUCCCUGUGAAGCCAGCGAGCAACGAGGUGCUCAAAUACCCCUACGAGACUGACACGAAGGUGACCCUGGGGUCCCGUCCACGCUGCACCAAGCAGGAGAAGGCGCAGUUCUGGUUCAAUGCCUCCCGACGAGGGCUUUACCUCUGCAACGGCAGCACCUGGGUCUCCAUGCUGGAAGUCAAGCACAGGCUGGACUAUGUGGAGGAAUACCAGAGCCUGGUGACCAACUCUGAGACGAUGGGGAUUGAGGUCUUCACCAUCCCAAAGGUGGGACUGUUCGCAGCCAUGGCCAACCGGAUCACCCCGCCGGGAUCGGCCAUCUACAAGUGGACCGAUGGGAAGUUUGUGCCCUACCAGAACAUCCCCACCUACCAAGCUCAGUCCUGGAAGUAUUUCACCAUUGGGAAGAAGAUCUUCCUAGCAGUGGCGAAUUUUGAGCAGAAUGAGAGGGGUCAGGAGUUCUCUGUAAUAUACAAGUGGAGCCGCAGGAAAGCGAAAUUCAUCACGUACCAGCGGAUCACCACGCACAGCGCCAGGGACUGGGAGGCCUUUGUCAUUGAGGGAGAGGCUUUCCUCGCUGUGGUCAACCACAGAGAAGGGAACAACCACAAUAUAGAUAGUGUGAUAUACAGGUGGAACCCCAGGACAGGGUUGUUUGAAACUAACCAGACCAUUCCUACCUCUGGAGCCUACGACUGGGAAUUUUUCACCAUUGGACCGUAUUCCUUCUUGGCUGUAGCGAACACAUUCAAUGGCACAUCCACUAAGAUCUACUCACACAUCUACAUCUGGCUCAGUGGUUCUUUCCAGCUCUUCCAGUCUAUCCUGACAUUUGGUGCUGCUGACUGGGAGGUUUUUCAUAUUGGGGACAGAGUCUUCCUGGCUGUUGCCAACAGCCACAGCUAUGACAGUGGGAUGCCAGCGCCCUCCAACUUCUACGCCAUCAACUCCUCCAUCUAUGAGCUGAACAUCACCGCCCAGAUGUUUGUUAAAUUCCAGGACCUUCUCACCUACAGUGCCCUGGACUGGGAGUUCUUCACGGUGGGAGACGACUCUUUUCUGGUGGUAGCAAACUCCUUUGAUGGCUUCACCUUCUCUGUUAACAGUGUUAUCUACAGGUGGCAAGGCUACGAAGGCUUUGUGGCAGCCCACCACCUCCCCACCGUCGGCUGCAGGGACUGGGAGGCGUUUCACACCGCUGAGGGCUCCUACCUGCUCUACUCCAGCGCCAGGGAGCCGCUUUCCAAGGUGCUCAAGCUGAAAACCACCUGAGGCGGCUGAGACCUGCUCAGCUCAUCGCCAGGACGGGGGCGAGCUGGGCAUUGGGGUGAAGAUGGACCACAGAGCCCAGGGACGGCUGCAGCAUCAGCCGGGCAGCGGGCAGCGGCUGGCUGUGCACU